AGAAAGCAAAGAAAUUCAUGAAGCAAACCAUGUAUCUUCAUGCACUAUACUUGGCAUUAUCUUUUCUUUCAUUUCUUCCUUCAUUUUACCCUUCUACGGACACCAUUGCCUUCAACCAGUCUUUGAAAGACGGCGACGUCAUUAUCUCCAGCGGGAACACCUUCUCUCUCGGCUUCUUCACCCCGGGAAACUCUCACCGGCGCUACGUCGGCAUUUGGUACAACGCAGUCUCGGAACAGACCGCCGUUUGGGUAGCCAACAGAAACAACCCCAUCAACGGCACAUCCGGAGUUCUUUUCCUAGACGACACCGGAAACCUCGUCGUGCGCGAUGAAAGAAGUAACGUUUCUGUCUGGACGAGUGGUGUUUCUUUUCCGGCGAAGACAAUGGUGAAGAAACAUUCGGCUCAGCUUCUGGAGACCGGAAACCUAGUACUUUUGUUCCAAGACGACAAGGAAAACCGCGUGGUUGCUUGGCAGAGCUUUCAUCACCCCACGAACACUAUUCUGCCGUACAUGAAAUUCGGGAUAGACAAGAACGCCGGUCUGGACUGGGGUCUGAGAUCAUGGAAGGCCCCGGACGAUCCCAGCGAAGGUCAGUAUCUUUACCGGCUGGAGACGAAGGGGAUACCGCAGGAGUUUAUGUAUAGAGGCUCUGAACGGAUAUGGAGAGCCGGGCCCUGGAACGGGUUCGGGUGGAGUGGGGUGCCGGAAAUGAAAACCCAGUUCAUCUUCAACCUAACAUACGUAAAAAACAAUAAGGUAAGUGAAAUGUACGCCAUAGACGGGCCAUCAGUUUUGUCAAGAAUCGUGUUGAACGAGUCCGGGAAAAUGGAAGGGCUAACAUGGGACGUGGGGGAGAGCAGAUGGGAAGGGUUCUGGUUCGCACCCAAGGACCAAUGCGAUGACUAUGAACACUGCGGCGCGUUUAGCAAAUGCAACCCGUACGAGGCGGCCGAGGAUUUCGAGUGCACAUGCCUGCCGGGGUUCAAGCCGCGGGAGGAGCGGGACUGGGACUCUAGAGACGGGCUGCGAGGGUGUGGGAGGAAGAACGGAGAGAAUGCGUGCAGGAAUGGCGAAGGGUUUGCGAAGCUGACAAGAAUGAAGAUCCCCGACACUGAAAUGGCGACGGUGAAUAUGAGCAUGGAGCUCAAAGAAUGCGAGGAGGUUUGCCUGAAGAACUGUUCGUGCACCGGAUUUGCCACCGCGAAUGUUAGUGCCGGAGGGAUUGGGUGCAUCAUUUGGUACGAUGAUUUGAUUGAUAUGAAGGAGUUCACAGAUGGGGGAGGCCAGGAUAUGUACAUUAGAAUCUCCGCAUCUGAGUUAGCUAAAUUGUCCAACAAGUCUGAAGAGAACUCCCAUGAGAGAAGACUGGUGGCGAUAGCGGUAGUGUCUCUGGUUGCAAUAAUGAUUCUUGGGCUCUACUUGGGAUAUUAUUUGGUUAUGAAGAAGAAGGGAGACAAGAAAGGCUUACAAAGAAACAGUAUGCUAAGCUUAAACAACAGCUUAGCAUCCUAUCAGGACUCAUCAAUGGCGGAGGAGAUGAACGAAAGCGGGCCAACAGACGUGUUAAUAUUUGAUCUGGACACCAUAAUUUCAGCCACGGCUAACUUCUCUCUUGAAAACAAGCUUGGAGAAGGUGGUUUUGGUCGUGUUUUCAAGGGUCAGCUAUCAAAUGGACAAGAAAUAGCUGUAAAAAGGUUGUCAAGAAAUUCAGGACAAGGGGCAGAGGAAUUCAAAAAUGAAGUCACACUUAUUGCUAAACUCCAACAUAGAAACCUUGUGAAGCUUUUAGGAUGUUGCAUUCAGCAAGGAGAGAAGAUGUUGGUAUAUGAAUACUUGCCAAAUAAAGGCUUGGACACUUUUAUAUUUGACAGUACGCGAGGAUCGAUGUUAGAUUGGAAAAAACGCUUUGAAAUCAUCUUGGAAAUUGCACGAGGGCUAUUAUAUCUCCAUCAAGAUUCCAGAUUGAGAAUCAUUCAUCGGGAUUUAAAGGCAAGCAACGUUUUGCUAGAUGCUUGUAUGCAUCCGAAGAUUUCAGAUUUCGGAAUGGCAAGAAUUUUUGGAGGGGACCAAAUCGAAGCAAGCACAAAGAGAGUAGUUGGAACAUAUGGUUAUAUGUCACCUGAAUACGCAAUGGAGGGCUAUUUUUCUAUGAAAUCUGACGUGUAUAGCUUCGGUGUGUUACUAUUGGAGAUCAUCACCGGUAGAAAGAACAGCCAAUACCAUGAAAGCUCCAUGAACUUAGUUGGAUAUGUUUGGGAUUUUUGGAGAGAGGAGAAGGCUUUAGAGGUUGUUGAUCCAGUAGUAGGUAACUCAUACGAGGCUGGGGAAGUCCUAAGAUGCAUACACAUAGGGCUAUUGUGUGUGCAAGCACAUCAAAACGACAGACCGGCCAUGUCGGAUGUGGUUUUCAUGUUGUGUAAUGAAACAACUCUUUCUUCUCCAAACCCACCAGGGUUUAUAGGAAGACAAUCUGGGAAUUAUGCUGCACACUCUUCCACAGCACCAAACACAAGUACUGCUGCAGAUAUUAUUAGUUGCAUGUCUGUUAAUGAUAUGUCAAUUACUAUAGUAGAAGGUCGCUAAAGCCGAGAUCAGAUGUUAAUAGAAAUUUGUAAAUUAUUAGAAGAGUCGAGUCUGUGUACCAUAUAA
Ipomoea nil (Japanese morning glory) is the source of this 2654-nucleotide messenger RNA. Its product is annotated as G-type lectin S-receptor-like serine/threonine-protein kinase At1g11410. Lineage: Eukaryota; Viridiplantae; Streptophyta; Magnoliopsida; Solanales; Convolvulaceae. The record is from RefSeq and is a predicted model, not a curated record. Gene Ontology annotation, molecular function: ATP binding; protein serine/threonine kinase activity. Bases 18 to 2588 code for a protein of 856 amino acids. The transcript has 8 exons. Gene Ontology annotation, biological process: recognition of pollen; protein phosphorylation.